AUGGACUCAUCGCGUCGCGGCGCGAGCAAGACCGGCUCAACCAACGGCACUUCCACCACCAGGAAACCCAGCACUCGCGUCAAGAACGAGGUCAACUAUGACGAGAAGCAAGCCUUCAAGGAUCUGACAGACUUCGGCGAUGCCAAGCCCAAUGGUGCCCCCAACUCGGGCCUGGCCGAACUCGAACAGCGCGUCAAUGACCUCAACGAGUCGUGGGAAACCGAGUCUCUCUUGCGGGAUUGCUUUGAGGAGAUCGCCGAGGAUCGCUUCUUUACUGAGGACCCCGAUGCUUGCACGCCAGAAGAGGCGGUUGAAUACCGCCGGCUACUGCGUGAUGUUGGGCCCACCAUAUUCUGCGAGAGGACCAUAUAUGCCAAGCGCAUCACGGCCAAGAAGCUACUCACCGCGUUUGGCAUCCGUCCGCCUGCCUUCCUGGAGGGCGCCGAGGACGAGGAUUACUACUCGCUGUUGAGUCUCGCGUUGAGCCGCGAGCUAUCCAAGCGGGCCAAGCUGGUCAAGUACAACACCAUCGAUGAUGCCGUCGGCCUUCUCAAGAAGUCCAAGAACAUCAUCGUCCUGACGGGCGCCGGCAUUUCCACGUCGCUCGGCAUCCCGGAUUUCCGGUCCAAGGGCACGGGUCUCUACUCCAAGCUGGAGCAUCUUGGGCUCAACGACCCGCAGGAGGUCUUCGACAUCACCGUCUUCCGCCAGGAUCCCACCAUCUUCUACUCGGUCGCGCGCGACAUCCUGCCGGACCACGAGCGCUUCUCGCCCACGCACGCCUUCAUCGCGCUCCUCCAGGAGAAGGGCAAGCUGCUGACCAACUACUCGCAAAACAUCGACAACCUGGAAGCCAAGGCCGGCAUCCGUCCGGACAAGCUGAUCCAGUGCCACGGCUCCUUCGCCACCGCGUCGUGCGUGAAGUGCGGCCACCGCGUGCCCGGCGAGACGCUCUUCCCCGAGAUCAAGGCCGGUGAGAUCCCGCGCUGCCGCAAGUGCGCGCAGGGCAGCCGCACCACGGCCAACAGCAGCCGCGGCAAGGGUGGCAACGGCAACAGCAACAGCCGCAAGCGCAAGCUCAACAAGGACGGCACCGAGAAGAAGGCGCGGCGGCGGCCGGGCGAGUACGACAGCAACUCGGACUCAGAGUUCGACCAUGGCGGCGCGCCCGUCAACUGGUCCUGCGGCGUCAUGAAGCCCGACAUCACCUUCUUCGGCGAGGCGCUGCCGGACGAGUUCUCGCGCCGCCUGACCGAGCACGACCGCGACCGCGUCGACCUGGUCAUCGUCAUCGGCACCAGCCUAAAGGUGGCGCCCGUCAGCGAGGUCGUCCCCUUCCUCCCGCCGCACAUCCCGCAGAUCUACAUCAGCCGCACGCCCGUCUCGCACGUCAACUUCGACAUCGACUUGCUGGGUGACUGUGACGUCGUCGUGGCGGAGUUGUGCCGCAGGGCCGGCUGGGAGCUGAAGCACGAGAUGGUACCCGAGGGUCAGGUGGUGGAGACGACCCUCGCCGCCGGGUUCCCGAGCCGGCACAUCUUCACGCAGGUCAAGCCCGUGGUGAAGGUUGAGGAGGCUGAGGCCGGAGCUACGACCGAUGGGAAGGCACAAGAGAAGGAGAUAAAGAAGGAAAGGAAAGUGAAGAAGGAGCAGGGCGUCUGA
Molecule: messenger RNA, 1662 nt
Organism: Chaetomium strumarium
Lineage: Eukaryota; Fungi; Ascomycota; Sordariomycetes; Sordariales; Chaetomiaceae
Product: SIR2-like protein
Exons: 2
Coding region: 1-1662 (553 amino acids)
Cellular component (GO): nucleus
Molecular function (GO): histone H4K16 deacetylase activity, NAD-dependent; NAD+ binding
Source: RefSeq, a predicted model, not a curated record